Fragaria vesca subsp. vesca is the source of this 827-nucleotide messenger RNA. RefSeq lists its product as uncharacterized. NCBI's taxonomy places the organism in Eukaryota, Viridiplantae, Streptophyta, Magnoliopsida, Rosales, Rosaceae. The record is from RefSeq and is a predicted model, not a curated record. The coding region runs from base 48 to 650 and encodes 200 amino acids. The transcript has 3 exons.
CUACCUUCAAUUCCUUGUUUCAUAGAGGAAAUUAAAGAAAGACAGAGAUGGCUGACAAGCACCAACAAGUUUAUCCUUUGGCUCCGUCAAACGGUUACACAAGAAGCGAUGGAGAGUCUUUGUCCGAGGACGAGCUCAAGCGCAAGAAGAGAAUCAAGUGCUUUGCUUAUAUUGGUAUUUUCAUUGUGUUCCAGAUGGCCGUCGGGGCUGUGUUUGGUCUCACUGUGCUCAAAGUGAAGACCCCCAAGGUGAGACUCGACACAACAAGCACCCUCUCAGGCGUCACCUCUUCCACUACAUCGUUCAGCUCAACCUUCAACACCCAAAUCAGGGUCAAGAACACCAACUGGGGUCCUUACAAGUUCGACGAAGGGGUCGUGACAUUCAAGUACCAAGGUACACCUGUUGGGACAUUCACUGUACCAAAGGGCAAGGCCGGGAUGCGUGGCACCAAGAAGAUCGAUGCGAGUGUGAGCUUGAACACCGCUGCAUUGAACAGCUCUGGCGAGUUGACGCUGACCAGCGAAGCGAAGUUAACCGGGAAGGUGACGUUGAUGUUCAUCAUGAAGAAGAAGAAGUCUGCGAGUAUGAACUGCACCAUUCAAAUUGAUGUGUCUGGACAGACAGUCAAGAGUGUAGUAUGCAAGUGAAACCAGUCUUAGAUUGUUUUCAUUGCCCUUGUUUUAUACUUUUUACGAUUUUUUUUCUUUUUGCUGUUCUUCGUUUAUGUGAUCGACCUGCGGGAGCAUACAUAUACUUACCAAAGCACAAUUUUUUGAAUUGUGUUUUUUUGUAUAUACAGAUUGGUAGUGCUAUUGUUUCAAAUU